AUGACUCCUCAAUCAAGAACAAGCAGCUCCAAUGACCGACGCCUCAAGUCGGCUGCUGCCUUGGCAACCUUUUGGACGCUGUCUGGGAUGCCAUCGACUCAUGGCUUCAGUACGUCUUAUGGCUCUGCCGUGUCCCAGUCAUUGAGUCAUCCUCUAAAUCGAGGUCCUUUAAAGCAUGCAGAUUUUAGACGGAAACAACAAGAGAGUUCUUUGUACGCACUUCCCAACAAACCAUUGUCGUCGUCGUCGCCGCUACAGCAGCAGACAUCCAGUUCCACAGCACUGGAUUCCUCCGUCGCAAUGCCUAUUUCAUCAUCAGUGGCAUCAUUAUCAGACACUCAACAAGAAGACUUUCAAUGGAGCAAACAAAACAUGGCAAUUGCUUUGCCUGCCUUGAUGGGACUUUUGGCGGAUCCAGUAUUGAGUAUGAUUGAUACUGGUUUCGUCGGUCGGGUAGGACCCAUUGAUUUGGCCGCCUUGGGCGUUUGUACGUCCAUCUUCAACAUGGCCUUUACCGUCUUUCGGGCUUCCACAGUCGCCACAACAUCCCUGGUAGGUUCGGCCAAAACCAAGGAAGACAAGCGUCAAAUUGCCAAGAUUUCACUGCAGUUGGGUGGAAUUCUCGGAACUAUUGUCUUGCUGACACUUCGACUGGGAGGACCUGCCAUUCUAGCCACCAUGGGAGUUGCUUCUGAUUCCCCAAUGUUCAAACCGGCCUGUGAUUAUCUGUUUGCCCGGAGUUGGGCUGCCCCAGCUGUCGUUGGAGUUGUCAUUGCGGAAGGUGCCUUUCGCGGAAAUGAUGAUUCUAAGACGCCGUUGGUUGCCAGCAGUAUUGCGGCACUCAUCAAUCUAGUCCUUGAUCCACUCUUAAUGUUCCCAUUCGGCAUGGGCAUGACAGGGGCUGCCAUUGCCACGGCGAUUUCUCAAUUUGGAGCCGCUGGAGUCUUUACUUGGAGAAUGUGGAAGCGGAAGCUAUUACCACAACCCAACGAUAAGGUGACAGUCAAGGCCAAGGAAAUUGUCAAGACGAUUUUGGGCGCCAACUUGGCAAUGCUGACCAAACAGGGAUCCAUGUUGGUAUUCUACACAAUUGCUACUGCUUUGGCAACUCGAAUGGGUCCAGCCCAUGUGGCGACACACCAAGUUGCCCUUAGUCUGUUCUGGUUAGUCACAUACUGGCUAGAUUCUGGUUCCGUUAGCGCGCAAGUUCUUAUGGGCAAGAAUAAUGACGACACCCAACGAGCCACUUCGCUUACCAAGUACAUGGCCAAAUACGCUGUGGUACAAGGUGUUGCCUUUAGCGCACUCGUCGCUGGCAUUGGCAAGUUUGUUCCAGGUGUCUUUACUGCAGAUGCAACUAUCCAGUCCCUACUCUUCCAAUGUCUCCCUUACUUGGCACUCCAACAGACCAUAGUCAGUAUUACACUGAUUUUGGAAGGUCUGGCCGUGGGAGGCAACCAAUUUCGAUACAUGGCCACUGGAACUGCUGCCGCUACCUUUUUUGGAAUCAAGUCACUACUGAAAGCAACAUCAGUAGUGGAUAUUUGGUCCACUGCAGUCAACACCUUCUUUGGUUUGCGAUUGCUGAAUGCCAUCAUUGGGGUGGCCCGAGUCCACAUUGGACUGAGGAGACGAGAUCAAAGUCAAGUGACGGCCAUCAAGACAGCUUGA
Messenger RNA from Cylindrotheca closterium, 1671 nucleotides. The record is from the annotation of a GenBank genome assembly. Lineage: Eukaryota; Bacillariophyta; Bacillariophyceae; Bacillariales; Bacillariaceae.